AUUUAAAAUAUAGUGUCGUCUUGGUUGUCACUUCAAAAAAAAUUGUUAAAAGAAUUAUCCGUACAAAUUACCUGACAUAUGAUAAUGUACUCGUAUAUAGAGCAUACCGGCAUAAGAAAAUUGGCAACUGACGAGUGAAAAACGUCAGGUAUGCUUAUGCUUAGCACGCACGGCCAGCGCACGUCUAUCGAACUCGCUUAAUCACCGAGAAGAUCGGGCAUGUUUUGGCGAUGUAUGUGUAUCUGAUCACUACCUAGUUAAUGUUAUCAAACUUACUGAUGUGUAUAAUCGCAGCGAGUGCGCAGUGCAGUGCCGACACCGGACGAGUUGCGACAGGAUGAUCCCGAUAGAACAAUUGGCGCUAAUUGUCAAUCAACAUCUUGGUCUUAUUACCUGUACUGAUGACAUACAACAUACAAUGAAAUGGAAAAUCUUCGAAUCUCCCUUGGGUGGCAGAGGACUCGUCGCUACAGAGGAUAUAAAAACCGGUGAAGUUUUAUUUGUUGAUCAUCCAAUUAUAUACGGUCCACGCUCCGGAACUAAAAUAAAACGUGGUUGUACUGUUUGUAAAAAAAUUGAUAGUAAUACUUUUCGCAAAUGUCAUAAAUGUUCAUUAUUAUUGUGUUCAGAGCAAUGUCAAAACAGUGGUGUCCAUUUAAGUGACUGUAGUGUAAUUUCCUGUUGGUCAAUCAAAGUGCCUAUUGAGGACGUCGAUGACACACUGUUGUCACGCGCACUAACUGCGAUACGAGCGUUGUUAUUGGAUGAAGAUCAAAAAAAACUUCUUACUUCCCUUCAAGCACAUUUUCAUCCUCAACAUGGAAGUGAAAUAAGAAAUUUAAAAGAAUAUUUUGAUAUAUUUCCGCAAGAAGAAGAAUUUAUGUUAUUAGUUACGUGUAUACUUGAUGCAAACGCAUUUCAGAUGGCAACACCGUAUGGACAAAAAGAAAUGAAUUUGCGUGGGUUAUAUCCCGUAUCCUCUCUAAUGAACCAUAAUUGCGUAUCGAAUACCAGAUAUACAUUCAACACGGACUCACAAAUGGUAGUCAAAGCUGUGAAACCUAUACGAGCUGGCACAGAAAUAUUUACCUGCUAUUCUGGAAUGUUAUGGGGCACUCCUUCUCGACGACUUUAUCUUUAUAAAACGAAACAUUUCUUCUGCAAUUGCGAACGCUGUGCCGACCCGACCGAAAGGGGCACUCUCUUGGCAGCUCUCAAAUGUUUCUCUGCUGAGUGUUCGGGCUCACUUUUGCCUAUAGAACCUUUAAAAUUUAACACAGCUUGGCGAUGCUUAGACUGCGGCUUAAGAGUUCCACAUCUAAACAUAACAACUAUACAAAAUGCUUUAGGAAGUCUUAUGGGUUCCUUAGACUUUGAAAAUAUUUAUGAAUUAGAAACUUUUUUCUUAAAUAGAAUCACAAGAUAUAUUCCAAAAAGCAAUCAAAUCGUCGUAGAUUUACAGUGUCGGCUAAUAUUCGAGUAUGGAGAAACUGAAGGGCUCCGUUGGGACGAGCUAUCGGAAUCUCGUUUGGACCUGAAAGAGAACCUGUGCCGAGGUACGCUGCGUACGGUGGCGGCGCUGGGCGCGGGCGACGCGCACCUGCGUGGCCUGCUGCUUUACCACCUGCACGCCGCGCUAGCAGAACGCGCCCGCCGCUCGCCAGACCUGUAUGAGGAACUGAAGUCGGAAAUUGAAAUUACCAUAGAGCAAGCUUAUAAUAUUCUUCAAGGUGAUAUAUCUGCUCCACCUGAUCUUGAACUAAGAAGACAAUACCUGGGGCCCGGCUGUGAUAAGUCACAAGAAGAGAGAUUUUUUAUUCUCGAUUCUCCAGAUAAAGUUGCUAAUACAUAAUAAUAUCAUCAUCAUAUUGCAUAUAAAUGUCUAAAUACUAAAGUCAAUGAACUAAUUAUAUAAUUAAAAAUAAUUUCUUUACCAAAUAAGUUACUCAUUUACAUGCCUCACACACGUUUUUAGCAUUGUACUACUUAUUUAUUUACCAUUUAUUACGCCCACAAAUUACGGCCCUAAUAAAAUAAGAGCAACAAACUAGGUACAGUAUAGAACUGUUUAGCGUGGACAAAUUUUGGACUAACGAUGCUCUUGUUAUAUUUUUCGUAUUUGUUAAAAUAAGACAGAAAUACUUUUCGUAGGAGUCAAUCUCUUAUAUAAUUUAAAUAAUUGAUAGAAAAACUAGAAACGAAAACAAGCCCGCAAUUAUAUAAGCACUAUUGAAUACUUUUCUCUUCUAACUUGUAUAUAGAAGUCUAUCCCAUAACAACAUAUAUACCAGAAUCGUUUUAAGUCACGCUAAUGACUCAAAUCGUUAAGGAAAUAUACCUACUAUGAUUAUUUUAUUCUUUCUUUCUCAACUUCAAUGUGAAUCUAAUAAAAUUAUAAUAAUCUUAUAAAAUCUAUGAAUUUAUUUUUGCUG
Molecule: messenger RNA, 2432 nt
Organism: Nymphalis io (European peacock)
Lineage: Eukaryota; Metazoa; Arthropoda; Insecta; Lepidoptera; Nymphalidae
Product: SET domain-containing protein SmydA-8-like
Exons: 3
Coding region: 338-1852 (504 amino acids)
Molecular function (GO): protein binding
Source: RefSeq, a predicted model, not a curated record